Messenger RNA from Indicator indicator, 387 nucleotides. RefSeq names its product pyroglutamylated RFamide peptide (gene QRFP). Lineage: Eukaryota; Metazoa; Chordata; Aves; Piciformes; Indicatoridae. The transcript has a single exon. Gene Ontology annotation, molecular function: orexigenic neuropeptide QRFP receptor binding. The record is from RefSeq and is a predicted model, not a curated record. Bases 1 to 387 code for a protein of 128 amino acids.
AUGCGAGCACCUUACUCACUGUCUUGCCUCUUGCUCCUGAGCCUGGGCACCUGCUUCCCUCUUGGCAAGCGGCAGGAGCUGGCAUCCCCUGAGCACGGGAGCUCGCUGAAGCCCAGCUGGCAUCGCCUGGCAGCUGAGGACUGGGGCGGCUGGAGGGCAGCAGCAGAGCGCAGGCCAAGCGAGGAGCUGAGCUCAGUGCUGGGCAUCGCCCGGGAGCUGCGGGGCCUGGGCAAGGAGGGGACCAGGAGGCAGCUGGGCAGGCAGGGGGGCCCCGAGCUGCUGCCCACGGCGGGGGAGAAGCGCAGCGGAGCCCUGGGCAACCUGGCUGAGGAGCUCAAUGGCUACAACAGGAGGAGAGGAGGCUUCACCUUCCGCUUCGGGAGAUGA